Asterias rubens (European starfish) is the source of this 4814-nucleotide messenger RNA. Its product is annotated as RNA exonuclease 1 homolog. Gene Ontology annotation, molecular function: exonuclease activity; nucleic acid binding; metal ion binding. Bases 282 to 4802 code for a protein of 1506 amino acids. The record is from RefSeq and is a predicted model, not a curated record. Lineage: Eukaryota; Metazoa; Echinodermata; Asteroidea; Forcipulatida; Asteriidae. Gene Ontology annotation, cellular component: nucleus. The transcript has 14 exons.
UGUGCUAGUACGUUCAGGUACAUCCGUCCGUACACUAGCUGUCAAUGGCUCUCUCAUGUCAAAGACUCAUAUUGAAGUGCAUAACAUAAUGCAGAGAAAGUAAAGCAGGAUGCAGAUAAUGUAUGCCCAUUAUUCAAGAGUCUGCCGUCGUCUCAGACAUUGUCUUAAGAGUGGAAUCUCUUCUCUUGAACAUCUUCUUGACUGUUAGUGUUAGAUUUACAAUUAUGAUAACAACAGUCUAAAAAUCUCAAUUUUAAACAUCCGGCCCAGUCGGUGCAGCAAUGUUUUCUAAUUCGGGAUAUUUUCGUGGACUAAAUUGCCCAUUUUACUCGAAUGGGACUUGUCGACGUCCCUACUGUCAUUUUCGACAUGUCCGCAAUCAAGCAGAGACAGAGAAGCUACAGUCAACCAAGCCUAAAGGAAAUAUUGAUGGUGUAUAUCCUCAAACAGCUGAUGUCAGCAAGUAUAUGCUUAAUGCAAGUCCUCCAUCAUCCUCUCCUGUCCCACAAGAACUCGCAGCUAAGAAACAACCUGUGCAGUAUGUACCCACUCCAAUUGCAGAGAUCGCUUUGGCUCGAAGAAGACACAAGAUGGCUGCCAAAGCAUCCAAGAGAGGCCAUGCCAAAAAUGCAGCUCCCAUGUAUGUUCCUACACCACUCUCUCAGAUCAGUUCUUCAGCAGGAACAGAUUCAAACUCUCAGAAAACACAAGUUAGAAGAAACAAAGGUGCUACCUAUUAUUCAACAAAAACAUCAGAAACUAAUGCAAUAACGGAGAAGUACACCCUUAACCAGGACCAUCCUGUCAAUAACGAUGAAUACGAUCCCUUUGGAAACAACUUGUAUACAAACAGCAAUCCUGAAAAGUCUGUACGGAGUGACUUGUCUUCUCCAUCGAGUAAAUACUCUCUUGAUGAAGCUUGUUCAAAGAGUAACACUGAUCUUGUGUACGAUCCUCUUGAUAACAGUGCAUGUAAUCCCAAUGGAGUUAAAGAUGAACAUGGAGACAGUUGUGCUUCUGGGGAGGAAACUGAAGAAUCUAACAGCACCACUUCUGCAAAUGACACAGCAGCAAUGCCUAGUGACGAGGAGGAUGGUUUAUACAGUUUCGACAAUCCUGAGAAUGUUGAUUCUGCCGAUGGUGCCGAUGAAUAUGAGCCAAUGCUUGGUGGUGAAGACAUUGGAUCUCUUCACGCAAACUACACUCCGACUACAAAGUAUUCUGUUGAUUCCGUCCCGCCAAACCCCACCAAUGAUUUGGAGUAUGAUCCCUUUUCAAAUUUCACAGCAAAGGAACAUUUGAAGAAAAGCAACCUUCCAAAGAAAAGGAAAAAGUUCCCAGAAACAAAUGAUUGUGACCAAUCAUCGGACAGUGAUGCUUUGAUGAUAAUUGAAGAGCAAGAAAUCCACUCAUCAUCAACAGAUGAGGAAUCAAAACGCAAGAAGUUAAAACAUGGAGAUGUUGAGCAAGAAGACGAGGAAUGCACUGAGGAGGAAACUGACAAACUGUGGCUGAGUAAUGUACAGCCAAAGCAUUUCCUUCAAGAUGUGAAUUUUCACCCACCGUCUGACAAUGAUGUACCCUUCACUCCAAGUUACAGUUACAGCCCUUCAGAUUACCGUCCAGAUGAUCACCUCAAUACCUCAUUGGAAGAUGAAUGGAAUCCCACCAAGUACUUAACGGAACUGUCUGCAAAUCCUUCCAUCACUAAAGGGAGCAGUCAAUUGAAAAACAAAUUAAAAAAACACAAUGAUGCCAAACAACAACCCGAAGUGAGAAAAAAGACCCCUGAAAAAAGAAAACUCAAAGAUGGGACAGGAAAGAAUGAAUCCAGCUCAAAACCCAAGUCAAAGAUUAAAAAUAAGAAUACAACCAAACCAAAUUUGAAUUCAUCCAAAUCCAAGGACUUGACCUCCAAAUCCAAGGACUUGACCUCCAAAUCCAAGGAAACGCAAAAUGCUACUCCAGCAAACACAAAGCACUCUGACACAAAUGAAAGUAAAAUCAACGACGAUAAAUGUAACGAAAAGGACUCACCAGAAGAAAAACCAAGAAUGAAAGUGUCCUCAGAACUGCUGUCAAGUUUUUUCAAUAAAAUAUGCGAAAAGAAACAACAAAAAGCAAAGCCAUUAAGUGGCAAUAACCAGCAAGGCAAAUGUAAAACUACACAAUCUUUGAAUGAAUGCGGUGAUAACGGUUUAAUUACUGCAAGAAAUCCAAGCUGUCAAGAUGAUGAUGUCAUUCUCAUAAGCUCUAGCCCUUCUGAUAAUGAUCAACCUAAUAAAGGAAAUGUAACUAAGAAAGCUCGUUCAACACAUGACGAUAAAGGAAAGUUACUCCAAACAAAGAAGCCUGCCAAGAUAUGUAACCGAAAGUCCUCCAAUAUAAUUCUGUUUGGAGAAGACAGUGAUAGUGAUAACACUGAUGAACAACUGGCAAGACAUGGAGAGGAAAAGAAGAUGGUUUUAUUCAGUGACUGCUACUCAAGUUCAGAUACAAACAGCAGCACUCGGUUCACUAGUUAUAGGCCUACUGACGAUCCAAAACGCUCUACAACUUUGUCCAAAAGAGACACUAAUGGCUUCACAGCUGACAAAUCAUCACACACAUCACUGCCAAAGAGUGUUAAAAGAAAAACCGGUCCCAAAAGCAGGACUGUUCCUCAACAUGGGGUUGAAAAACCCAAGGAAAGUAAGCAUUUGCCACAUAAUCACAAAACAAACAAACAAACAGACAAGAAAUCCGGUAAAGUUCCAGAGAUCCAUCAAAUCAAGAGUGAUGAAAAAACAAGAUUGAAGAAGAAAAUAUCCCACAGUCCUGGGAAGGUGUUGAGGGCUGUCAUGAUGAGUGAUAGUAGUGAUAAUAGUGAUAAUGAUAAUGCCAUGAAUAACCCCGAUGAUGACUUCACACUAAUCAGUGACAGCGACAAUAACGACCUUGAUGCAACCUUCUCAGAGUCCGAUACUUUUGAAGAGUGUCUGAAAAUUUUCAAGGAGGAACCUUUAAAACAACCCAACAAAGUGCAAGAGAAAGUGAAAGAGCCACAAGAGUGUAAGAAAGAGGACUUGGUUAUGUCUACUUCAAAGCAAAGAGUCGCUCAUGUAUCCAUAUUUGAUGUGUCCAAACACAAGAGGUUCACUCCAAGGCCCAAGGUACGACCCAGUCCAUUACAAGUAUGUCACAACCGCUACAUGCAGGCCCAGCAACACCUUGAAGAAAAGCAAAACACCCUGAAAGCCACAUCUCCCGAAGUAAAAGUUGCAACAAAUCAAACUAGUUCCUCUAGCUCUAAAAAGCGUGUAGCCCACGUUCCACCGUUACAGAUACGGCAGACUCCUCCUAAUAAAUCAGCUACGGUUAGACCCUUCAACACACCAGUCAUGGGAAUCAAUGCUAAGAUUCAACAGAAGUAUUCCAUUGGACAUAGUGCAUCUUAUCCUACUGGACAUCCAAGCAAGACAGUGGCAAUAUCAGCACCAAAAGGAGAGAGACGACUUGCCCAUUUACCACAGAAGGUGAACCCCCGGCCCAUCAUACCACCAGACAAAGCAGGCAAGGUUCCAUGUAACAUCAGACAACGCUAUCUGAAUCUGUUCAUUGAUGAGUAUCUUAAGACUACACAGACAGAGCAGGAGGCCUUCCAGCAGGGUUUGAAGGAAGAGAAGUCUGUAUACGAGAGAGCAUCCUCAAGAAACAUUUAUCUGAAUCUAUCAGUCAACACAUUGAAGAGAUUACGUAGUGCACAGACGACGGAUACACCAGAUAAAGUCACAUCACCAACUAGCAAAGGAAGUAUUUCACAUGAAGCUGUUAUUGGUGGUAAGGCAGCCACUCAACACACAUUCACUCUAAAUCGCUCUCAUCAAUCCACUGCUCAACUGCCAAAAUAUGAAGGCACAUAUUUAUAUGAGAUUCUCAAGACGUAUUUAAUGACUGAAGAUCAACUAGUUGACAAUGGCUAUCCCCGACCUUCUGAGACACCAGGUCUUGCUGUCAUCAAAGUCGACGACUCAAAGAAAUCCACUGGAAAUCAACCAAACCAAUAUGUAUGCUGUCGAUGUGGUAAGACAUUUCUGCGUCGCUCCGAUGGCCACUACAUCACCAGAGAAAACUGCAUCUUCCACUGGGGCAAAUUUUGGCAUAAUAAGGUUGGAGGGACUUUAGAAGGACGGUUUACAUGCUGUUCUGGUGACUCUAGUGCCAAAGGAUGCAGUGUUUCUAAGUAUCAUGUAACUGAUGAUAAGACAAAUAAUUUAACUGGUUUCAUGAGAACUGUAGCUAAGUCCCCACCAGCCAAUGGCAAUCCAGGGCUAUAUGCUAUGGACUGUGAAAUGUGUUACACAGUGAAAGGUCUGGAGUUAACAAGAGUAACUGUGGUUGAUGAUAAACUUAAUUGUGUAUAUGACACAUUGGUCAAACCAAAUGCUGAAAUAGUAGACUACAACACAAGAUUUAGUGGAAUAACAGAAGAUGAUUUGAAAGAUGUGACUACAACUCUGCAAGACGUACAAGCAGUUUUGCUUAGUAUGUGUAGCAGUCAGAGUAUUAUAAUUGGGCAUAGCUUGGAGAGUGAUUUACUUUCCCUCAAGAUGAUUCAUAGUCAAGUCAUAGACACAGCUGUGCUGUUCCCACAUAGACGAGGUUUACCUUUCAAGAGAGCAUUACGCACUCUAAUGGCUGAAUGUCUCAACAGAAUCAUCCAGAAUGAUGUUGGUGGACAUGACAGUAAAGAAGAUGCUGCAAGCUGCAUGGAACUCAUGAUCUGGAAAGCCAAGCAAGAUGCAAAGAAAAGGAGUAAAUAGAUCCAUUACUAA